AGUUAAUUCGAUUCUUGCAGCACAAUCUUUCCCAUCUUUAUCUGGACUGCGAUUGUGUGUGGGGGCGUUUUUCAUUUUUGCUUGUGGAUUCCUCCGUACGGCUCCGACACCACUAUCGAUAUCGAUUCUUUCCUUUCCUCGUCUGAAGGCGAUUCCCAAUUUGGUGUGAGGGAGGGAAAAGGGAGGGAGAUAUGGGAGGAGGAGAAGGCGGUGUUGGCGAUUCAUCUGUUCAUGACGAUGCGGCGGCGGAGGAACUCGGCCGAUCCGGUGGCGAGGUCUCCGUCAAUAUCCGGUGCUCCAACGGCUCGAAAUUCUCCGUCCAGGUCAAGCUCGAUUCCACCGUCGGAUCCUUCAAAUCCGUUCUUGCUCAGAAGUGCGACAUCCCCGCCGAUCAGCAGCGGUUGAUUUACAAGGGUCGGAUCUUGAAGGACGACCAAACGCUCGUUAGCUAUGGUUUGGAAGAUGAUCACACUGUCCACUUAGUUCGUGGUUUCGCAACUUCAUCAGCCAGCAAUGGCAGUCCUAACCCUACGGUGGCAGCUCCAAAUCCAACUCAGAAUAACACCAGCAGUGUUGGUUCGGAUGAUAGUGGGUCACUUGGAGGAUCUGGCCUCGGAGCUUCACUAUUUCCUGGGCUCGGUCUUGGUGGCAAUGGCGGGUUUUUCGCAACCGGGCUUCCGGAUUUUGAACAGGUACAGCAACAGCUGAGCAGGAAUCCCGACAUCAUGAGGGAGAUGAUGAACAUGCCUGUAGUCCAGAGCCUGAUGAACAAUCCCGAGGUGAUGCGGAAUAUGAUUAUGAAUAACCCUCAGAUGCGUCAAAUCAUCGAUUCCAAUCCUGAGCUUGCCCACGUGCUGAAUGAUCCGAGCAUUCUUCGGCAAACUCUGGACGCCGCAAGGAAUCCCGAGCUUAUGCGUGAGAUGAUGCGGAACACUGACCGAGCAAUGAGCAACAUAGAGGCAACUCCCGAGGGAUUCAACAUGCUCAGACGCAUGUACGAGAAUGUUCAAGAGCCUCUUUUAAACGCUACUACAGGAGCUGGGACUACAGGCACCGAUGCCACGAACCCUUUUGCUUCCCUCCUUGGGACACAGCUUAGAGACGGAUCGACCAAUCAACCAGCCACUGCUUCUGAGAAUUCCGAUAAUUCUCCUGCUCCAAAUGCUAACCCGCUUCCUAAUCCAUGGGCAUCUACUGGCAAUACUGGAAGGGCUUCCCAGACUAACACCACGGGAUCGGAUACUGCUCGGGAAGAUAUGCCUCGGUCUCCUGCUGGAUUAGGAGGUGGUCUUCCCGGACUUGACAACAUGUUUGGGGCAAUGCCUGAUGCCAACCUUCUUAGCCAGUUAAUGCAGAACCCAGCUGUUAACCAGAUGAUGCAGAGCCUCUUAUCCAACCCCCAGUACAUGAAUCAGAUUCUCAAUCUCAACCCACAGCUUCGUGGCAUGCUCGAUUCUAAUACCCAGCUGAGAGAAAUGCUCCAAAGCCCGGAUCUUUUGCGUCGGAUGACAUCUCCAGACACGCUUCAGCAAUUGUUGACAUUCCAGCAAUCUCUCCUGUCCCAACUGGGUCGUCAGCAGCCUACACAGGAGGAGACUGGUGGGGCUGGUGGAGCUACAGCGCCUGGCUCUGGACCGGGACUAGAGAUGCUACUGAACAUGUUUGGGGGACUCGGGUCAGGCGGCCUGGCUGGCCCGCAACGUCCUAACGGGCCUCCGGAAGAACUUUACGCAACUCAGCUGUCACAGCUUCAAGAAAUGGGAUUUUUUGACACAGGGGAAAACGUCCGAGCACUGGUCGCUACGGCUGGGAACGUUCACGCAGCCGUUGAACGGCUUCUCGGCAACCCUCCUCCUCCUGGUCCGUAGUUGGUAACGUCCAUUUUAAUCCUGUCUUAUCUUGUCUGGUCUGGUUUAUUUAAUGGUCAGAUUCUCUUUCCGCCAUGUUCAUGUAUUGAAAGCUCCGUUUUCUAUACCAAAGGACGUGAAUAGUUUGUUUUCCAACUCUUUUGCAGCGCCGGUUUUUGGCCUGUCUUUUUGUACAUACUUCAUAGAAGAUUUGUCAUCAUAUGACUUCUCUUCUCGGUUAAUUUUUUUUUCAUUGUGUGCUACAUAUUUUCUUGUUUUUUUUU
Messenger RNA from Tarenaya hassleriana, 2131 nucleotides. RefSeq names its product ubiquitin domain-containing protein DSK2a-like. NCBI's taxonomy places the organism in Eukaryota, Viridiplantae, Streptophyta, Magnoliopsida, Brassicales, Cleomaceae. Gene Ontology annotation, biological process: ubiquitin-dependent protein catabolic process. Gene Ontology annotation, cellular component: cytosol. Gene Ontology annotation, molecular function: polyubiquitin modification-dependent protein binding. The coding region runs from base 192 to 1868 and encodes 558 amino acids. The record is from RefSeq and is a predicted model, not a curated record. The transcript has 9 exons.